Gymnodraco acuticeps is the source of this 2031-nucleotide messenger RNA. Its product is annotated as melatonin receptor type 1B-B-like. Gene Ontology annotation, molecular function: melatonin receptor activity. Gene Ontology annotation, biological process: G protein-coupled receptor signaling pathway. NCBI's taxonomy places the organism in Eukaryota, Metazoa, Chordata, Actinopteri, Perciformes, Bathydraconidae. The transcript is spliced from 3 exons. Gene Ontology annotation, cellular component: membrane. The coding region runs from base 107 to 1171 and encodes 354 amino acids. The record is from RefSeq and is a predicted model, not a curated record.
GGCAGGGAAACCCCGCAGCCACAUUGUGUUUUGCUGUCACAGUUAGAAGUAUGCUUUCGUCCACUCCCACCCACUGUGGGGUGUGAGGGAGGCGGGAAGAGAGACUAUGGACAUGCUGGAGGAUGAGUCGCUGUUGAAGAGUCGUACCGGACAGGGACCGGAGCCGAGCCCGGGGGCAGCGCGUCCUGCCUGGGCAACGGCGGUUCUGGCCACCGUGCUGAUCUUCACUACUGUGGUGGAUGUCCUGGGAAACCUGCUCGUCAUUCUGUCCGUGCUUAGGAACCGUAAACUACGGAAUGCUGGAAAUGUCUUUGUGGUGAGCCUGGCCUUUGCAGAUUUGGUGGUUGCAUUCUACCCAUACCCUCUGGUGUUGUACGCCAUCUUCCAUGAUGGCUGGUCACUGGGAGACACCCAGUGCAAGGUGAGUGGCUUCCUGAUGGGCUUGAGCGUCAUUGGCUCGAUCUUCAACAUAACAGGCAUUGCCAUCAACCGCUACUGUUACAUCUGCCAAAACUUCAGCUACGACACGCUUUACAGCUACCGCAACACGCUGCUGCUGGUAGCACUCAUCUGGCUACUGACGGUCUUAGCCAUCGUGCCCAACUUUUUUGUUGGCUCGCUGCAGUACGACCCCCGCGUUUACUCAUGCACAUUUGCACAGACAGUCAGUGCGACCUACACCAUCACGGUGGUGGUUGUCCACUUCUUCGUGCCCAUUGCUGUAGUCACCUUCUGCUACCUGCGAAUCUGGAUCAUGGUCAUCCAGGUGAGGCGGAAGGUGAAGUCAGAGGUCCGCCCUCGCAUCAAGCCCAGUGACCUGAGGAACUUUAUCACCAUGUUUGUGGUGUUCGUGCUGUUUGCUAUUUGUUGGGCACCGCUCAACUUUAUCGGGCUUGCUGUUGCUGUCAACCCUGAAGAAGUGGCGCCUCACAUCCCAGAGUGGCUAUUUGUGGUCAGCUACUUUAUGGCUUACUUCAACAGUUGCCUUAACGCUAUUAUCUACGGCCUGCUGAACCAGAACUUCCGUAGAGAGUACAAGCGGAUUGUCAUGUCUGUGUGGAAGCCACAACUCUUUUUCCAAGAGACGUCCCGGGGGGGCACUGAGGGCAUAAAGAUGAAACCUUCGCCCGGACUCAAUAGCAACGAGCUAAAUAAAGGAGAAACUCUGUGACAGUUUCCCCUUCUUUCAUGUCCUUUGCACCAACUGUACCAAAGCAAUGGAACGAAUUCAGAAAGAGUGGCUAACUCAGCGUUACUGAGAUUUAUGAAAAAAAUAUGACAAAAGUGACAUAUUGACUAUUAUAGCUGUGUUAUCCAUUCCACAAAGAAUGCCAUUUGUAAAAUGAAGGCUCUUUUAUUUCUGUUGGUACUGAUUUUAUCUUAAGAAAACCCGUUUUUUCUAAAUAUGAGAAAAUAGUGUUUUUUUAAAGGUUUAAAUGUCUAAAACUCAUCACUCAUCUUUGUUUACACUAAAUCACCACAGAUGAUACCAAACUCACAUCAGAAUAAGAUUGUGCUAUCAGAGGGAAGAGAAACAAGGAUAUAAAACACAGAUAAUAGUUAUGAUAAGAUACUACGAUCUUUGUCUGACAUUUUGACAAUUAAGACAAUGAAGUCUGGCAUUUUAUGGAUCCAAAUGAUGAACCCUAAAGCAUUUUGACACUUCCUUUCCUAUCACUAAUGACAACCAUUUCAAAAUGGAUGAGUCCUAAAAAUGUAUUGCAAUUUAUUAUGUAGUAUGUUUUGUACUCCUCAGGGUGUCUGCCUCUACGCUGUGUACUUGAAAGUGGCGGCCCAAACAGAUUAGUAAUUCCACACCAUGAUCCAGGAUGGUUGUCUAAAAGUCCUUCUGGAUUCCAGUACUGUAUUGUUAUUGUACUAAUUGUGUGAUUUUUGCUCAUCAAAUGUUAUUGCUAUUGUAUAACAGUAGCUAUUUUAUCUCUAAUUUCUACCAGAAUCGUUUUCCCUUUCUCUUUGUUACUGGAUAAUGCCUCAAUUUGUUUAUGAGCAUUUAAAGGUUUGUCAAAGGUG